Messenger RNA from Necator americanus (New World hookworm), 2268 nucleotides. RefSeq lists its product as uncharacterized. NCBI's taxonomy places the organism in Eukaryota, Metazoa, Nematoda, Chromadorea, Rhabditida, Ancylostomatidae. Gene Ontology annotation, biological process: sodium ion transmembrane transport. The coding region runs from base 1 to 2268 and encodes 755 amino acids. Gene Ontology annotation, cellular component: plasma membrane. The transcript is spliced from 20 exons. The record is from RefSeq and is a predicted model, not a curated record. Gene Ontology annotation, molecular function: ligand-gated sodium channel activity.
AUGACGAUGAAUAACGAAUUACGACAACAUCAACCUAACUACGAUCCGUUCAUCUAUUCAAAAUCUCAUCUUCCACCACCGGAUUUUGGUGAAGAAUUAGAUGAUGGUCUUGUAAAAGAUAAAUUCAAAGAUUUCGCCGAUAAAACUACUGCACAUGGCGCUAAACGGAUUCUAAUCGCACAUAAUGGCGUCAGUAGAAUGUUCUGGAUGAGCCUAAUAGUGUUUUUUCUCACAUUAUUCCUCUAUCAAGCAGCUACUCUUAUUAUGAAGUAUAAAAAACAUGACAAAAUCACGAGUAUAUCGCUCAAAUUUGAUCAAGUGGAGUUUCCAGCGAUCACAUUUUGCAAUCUUAAUCCGUAUAAGAAAAGCCUUGUGGUAAUGGUGCCAUCAAUUCGAGAUACGAUGGAUGUAUAUGACAACGCAAAAACGCAUAGUAAAACAGAUCAGCCGAAAAAACCAAGAUUUCGACGGAAGCAAUAUCAAAUGGAAUCAGCAAAAAGAGUUCUGCAGUUGUUCGAGAAAGAAAUCGCACAAGGUCAGGAAGAGUUACGGAAGCAACAGCUUGCACGACAAGAAAUUCGGACAAUUGUUAAGCGAGAUGCCUCAUUUGCUCCAAGAUAUGAAGCCAUUGAAGCUCAUUGCAAAUGUGUUGGGAACCUCGACAUGGAAUGUAUUCGCUUCGAGACACCACCAAGAAAUGAGAAAUCAAAGUGCGUAUGCACUUACGACCGAGAGAUGAUGGUUGCAUGGCCGUGCUUUAAUAUAAGCGUAUGGUUCGAUCACACUUGUCCAUCGUGUAAAGAAGAUGGUUAUUGUGAAUACAGUGCACGAGAGGGUGAAGUGACUCUUGACAGUAUGGCUAAUUGGCCGUGUAAAUGCCGUAAUCGAACUGACAGCACUGAAAUAGAGGACGCACCAUACUGUAUUGGUAAAGAACCGGUAGAGAUUCGAAAACUUUGGGUGGACGAUUGGAAUAGAACCACAACAACAACAACUACUACUACCACUACUACAACGACAACGACAACCACAACUACAACGACACCUUCACCACCAGAAGCAACAAGUCGACCGAAUCAGAGAGCUAUCGUCAGUCAUCCAGAAACUAUUAAGGCUAUGGGUUUCUCUGGAAUGACUGACGGUGUAGCUAUGCUCACAAAGGCUAAGGAAAAUUUAAUGUUCACCAUGUCUGCACUAUCAGCCGAACAACGUGUGGCACUUUCGCAAAGCAAACAUGAAUUUAUCGAAAUGUGUUCAUUUAAUGGUCAUGAAUGUAAUAUUGAAGAAGAUUUUCGUUUACAUGUAGAUCCAGAAUUUGGUAAUUGUUUCACAUUCAACCAUGAUGUUAACAACAAUUAUACCAGCAGCCGGGCUGGUCCAAUGUAUGGAAUAAGAGUUCUCCUUUUUGUCAACACUUCCGACUAUAUGUCAACAUCGGAAUCUGCUGGCGUACGACUUGCCAUCCAUGCGCCAACAGAAUAUCCUUUUCCUGACACUUUUGGCUACUCUGCACCUGUUGGUUUUGCAAGCAGUUUUGGCAUGAAGAAGAAACUCAUUCAAAGACUGUCGAAGCCAUAUGGGGACUGUAUACAUUCCGAAAGUUUUAACAAAACAAACUAUAUUUAUCAAAAAUACGAUUAUCAUCCGGAGGGAUGUCAUCGCAGUUGUUUCCAAACAAACCUAAUUCGUGACUGCUCAUGUGGUGAUCCAAGAUUCCCUGUGCCAGAAAAUAGUAAACAUUGUUCAGCAUUUAAUGCUACAGCUCGAGACUGUUUGGAGCGUAACAUCGGUGCAGUUGGAGAUUUUCACCAUGUUACCGAGCAAAUGAAUUGUGAAUGCAAGCAAAGAUGCACAGAAAUUGUUCAUGAAGUCACAUUCUCAGCUAGUCGUUGGCCUUCAGGAGCUACUGACGAAAAUUCUGGGCUUGGAGACUGUGAUGGAAUGACGGAAUCACAAUGUGAAAAUUAUUACCGCCUUAAUGCCGCUAUGGUAGAGGUGUUUUAUGAACAACUUAACUACGAAUUACUACAAGAAUCAGAAGCAUACGGACUCGUCAACCUUAUUGCCGAUUUCGGCGGACACCUUGGUCUAUGGUUAGGCUUCUCAGUUAUUACGGUCAUGGAGGUGAUUGUGCUCAUAGUGGAUGUAGUAUCGAUCUGUUUCCGACGCAGAAAUGAUCGAAUGGUGAAGCAUGAUCGGAAUAACAGCGAAAAAACAUACGCACCAACGUCAGCAAGCGAAAAAUCAAAGUCGCUUGUUCAAAUAUGA